CCAUAAACGCACUCGACCGAUCCGUAGUGUGCGGGCAGCAAAUUGUUGACCUCGCCUCGAAACACAAAACCCUGCGGCAUGUGCUUCUGAGACCAAAAGCCAAAUUCUUUCGAUCAAGAGAAAAGAACACGAGUGGAAGACCCAGGGAUCAAUGUUUCAGCAUCGCCCGGAGGCCUCGGUCAGCACCAGUUCUAGCGAUGGCAGCAGUGGCGGAGUGCUAAAGAGUAAAAAAGAGCUACGACAGGAGCGGAAGAAGCGUAAACUGCUGGCCCUGUCUGCGGUGAUGAUGCUCAACGAACAGCAGCGCAUCGGAAAGCACAACAGAUUGUUACCUCCAUCAGUGGACGGCGACGGUGAUACUCGUUGCACUGCCUUCGACCAGCAAGCUACAUCCGAGUGUAACGGCGAGAAACUGAGGACCAUUUUAGCACAACAUCAUACCGCGUUUGACAUUGUCCCGGAGGAAGAAGCGAACGCGAACGGAGGACGCAACGAGCAGGAACGUGAGACGGGAGAGAAAAAGCGAAAGAAGCAGUCGGAAGAUAAGAAUAGGCAGACGGGUGAAGUGGAUCAACAAGACGAGUACCGAGCCCUUAAAGCGUACGUGAAUCAGAAGAAAGCUAUGCGCUACUCACCAACUAUUUCGCUCCGGCCGGUCGGCGAGGAUGCACUGUUGGAUCGCAAACCGAAAGACAAUCGUAUUCCGCUGCUGCUCGAUGAUAUCCAGGCGCUGCUUAUGCACACCCUGCUACGUACCGAUUCUCCGACGACGCCACGCUGGCUAACAAUACAAAAGAGCCUUCGCCUCACGCACACGACGGCGCUGAUUGUGGAAGGGUUCUCGUGCGAGGACUAUGUUUCGCUGCGUGAGCAUAUGCCGCGAAGCUCGAAAUCCAUCUUCAACGCGCAAACCGUACUGCAGGUCGUCUGUCCAGCGGCGAAGAUCAUCGAAGAGAUAGCCUGUGUUCCGUUGAGCGAUGUGCACCGCGAUAUUCUGGUGGCCGAAUAUGGAUCGUUGGAGGCGGCAAUGAAAUCCUGCAAAGAUCAGAUGCUUAUCCAGAAGAGCAUUUUUUCCAACAUUGCCCAGACAUCGCAGUUAUUGACCAAGGGUACAGACUACAGCGAUUUGAAACUACCACCCGGAGAUGCGUUCCCGCGUACCCUUCUGCUACUUUCGCCCAUCCAGAUGAUCAAUGAGGGUUUCCCGCUCCCGCUCACGGGCACACUUCAGCACAUGUACAAGGAUUAUGUGACGACUAGCGACAUGUACAAACCCGUCACACCCUGGUCGCCCAUGUUCGGGAUCGAUUGUGAAAUGUGCGGGACGGCCGAUGGCAGCUCCGUAUUGACCCGUAUCUCUGUGGUCAAUGAAGAGGGCACGCCGGUGUACGAUAAGUUGGUGAAACCAUUCAAACGGAUCACCGAUUAUCGGACUCGGUUUUCGGGUAUUACGGAGGAAAUGUUACGUUCUGUUACGACGCGGCUUGCGGAUGUGCAGCGAGAUAUACGAGCGCUAUUACCACCGGAUGCAAUCUUGAUCGGCCAAUCGCUCAACAGCGAUCUCGAUGCGAUGCAAAUGAUGCACCCGUAUGUGAUCGAUACGAGCAUUGUGUUCAAUGUAACCGGUAAUCCAGCGACCAAGACGAAGCUUCAAGUCCUAUCGAAAAAGUUCCUCGAGCGUAACAUCCAGUGCGGUACCGAUGGUCACAAUCCGAUCGAAGAUUGCAGCGCCUGCUUAGCCCUGGUAAAGCAGAAGCUGUCGAAGAACCUCUACUACGGUGACCGGUGGUUACUAGAUCGGCAAAACUACUUCAGUCUCGUCACCGCCGAUAAGGGUAGCCGAGUAGGCAUUGCCGAACCCGAAACGCUCAUGCAAAUCGAUAAACAGCAGCUACAACCAACACCCAACAGUGCGACAGCGACUAAGAACAAGGAGAUGGUCAGUGAAGGCAACAAUAACGGCGAUGGUGACACUGGUGGUAAUGAUAGGGCAGAGGAAACCAAUAAGCUGCACCAGCAAAUUACCUCAACACUGUUUGCGCACGCCAAGAAGCGCAACAAACGGUCCACCAUAGUCACCAACGAUGGCGAGUUGGGCAACUUUGAAGCCUACUUCGGGAACGCCUUACGAAAUGCAGUCACCUCGUCUACCAAACCGCAGCAGCAGCUUUCCUUCAUUCGCAAAGAGACAGCUCAGGAAACGAUCGACCAGACGGCAGCCGAUUGUUUGCAGUACGAUUUCAACCUGUCCUACGUCAAAUUGUCACCGCCGACUGCGGCCGAGGAAAGAGUUGCCAUGGCAAAACAGGUGGACGGUUGGAUUAACCAGCUUUACACUGCACUUUCGCUUAACGGGCUGCUAGUGAUUCUGCUGGUCGGCAAGGAAGAAGUGCCGUUGAGCAAGUCCGGACAUCGUAUGGGUGUGGUCAUGGUACAGACGAAGAAACACUAACCUGCCACCGAGCUUCGGUAUUUUUUUGUUGUUUUUAGCGCGGCAAUGAAAUUGAUUGAUGCUGUUAUUAAGAUGAAAGGUGUACCCGUUGAUGUUAAACGCUGAUAGGAUUAUGGCAGUAAUAUAUUUCGGAAUUCAAUAAAAUAUAUCCUUUUUUGAUAUU
Molecule: messenger RNA, 2615 nt
Organism: Anopheles darlingi
Lineage: Eukaryota; Metazoa; Arthropoda; Insecta; Diptera; Culicidae
Gene: Rexo5
Exons: 2
Coding region: 152-2452 (766 amino acids)
Cellular component (GO): nucleus
Molecular function (GO): exonuclease activity; nucleic acid binding
Source: RefSeq, a predicted model, not a curated record